Paramecium tetraurelia is the source of this 660-nucleotide messenger RNA. RefSeq lists its product as uncharacterized. Lineage: Eukaryota; Ciliophora; Oligohymenophorea; Peniculida; Parameciidae. The record is from RefSeq and is a predicted model, not a curated record. The transcript is spliced from 2 exons.
AUGGACCUAAAAAACAAGGAUCAAGGCUAAAAAAUAAUAUUAAAAAAAAAGGCUGGACUUAAAUUAAAAAAGACUCAUCAAUUGCCUGACAGAAUAUUGACAGAUGCCCUAGUUACACCAUCAACAAAUGUUAGGGAAUCUCGAGAAAAUAAUCUCUUAUAAGGUUUGAUAUCGCCGUGUGAAGAUGAAACAAAAAAUCGAUUCAACUUCUUCAACAGCAGUUCACAAAAAUAAUUAGUUACUAUUAAAAAAGUAGAUCCGAUUGAAUAGAUCAAGAGGAUAAUCUCUGAGAAUGAAAGACUUCGAUUAACAAUAAAUUAGAAACAGAAAAUAAUUGAUACGAGGAUGAGACAAAGAAAAGAGAUACCUGAGCUGAUUUUAUCUCAAAGAAAUUCACGUAGUUUAUUGCAGACUCAUGAGAAAUAGAAUACUGCAGAUGAUUACGGAUACUUUUUAGAUAAACAAUCAAUCUCUCAAAAUUACAAACGUUCUAUGCUGCCUCAAAUUGAAUCUAAGCAAAGUUCACCAAGUACUCGAGAUGAGUGUGCAUUCACAUUUGCGAAUAACUUCUUUAUAAAGGAACAAAAAGUUUCGCCUAAAAAAAUUAACAUGAUGCAAGCCUUUCCUUAAUUGCAUUUGUAGAGAAAAUUUUUUACUUGA